Messenger RNA from Sorex fumeus (smoky shrew), 912 nucleotides. Its product is annotated as patatin-like phospholipase domain-containing protein 4. Gene Ontology annotation, molecular function: triacylglycerol lipase activity. The transcript is spliced from 7 exons. Gene Ontology annotation, biological process: triglyceride catabolic process; lipid homeostasis. NCBI's taxonomy places the organism in Eukaryota, Metazoa, Chordata, Mammalia, Eulipotyphla, Soricidae. Bases 1 to 912 code for a protein of 303 amino acids. Gene Ontology annotation, cellular component: membrane; lipid droplet; cytoplasm. The record is from RefSeq and is a predicted model, not a curated record.
AUGAAGCACAUCAAUUUGUCCUUUGCCGCCUGUGGAUUCCUGGGCAUCUACCACUUGGGGGCAGCGUCUGCCCUUUGCAAGCACGGCAGCAAGCUGCUGAAGGACAUGAAGGCCUUCGCGGGCGCCUCUGCGGGCUCCUUGGCGUUCACGGUCCUGCUGACAGCACCGCAGAAAUUAGAGGAAUGUAAAGCGUUCAUCUACACGUUUGCUGAAGAAAUCCGCGGGCAGUCCCUCGGGGCCGUGAAGCCCAGCUACGACUUCGUGGCCCGACUCAGGUGUGGGAUGGAGUCCAUCCUCCCCGCCAAAGCCCACCAGCUGGCCCACCGCCGACUGCACUUGUCCAUCACCAACACCAGGACCAGGCAAAACUACUUGGUGUCCAGCUUCAGCUCCCAGGAGGACCUCAUCAAGGUGCUGCUGGCUAGCAGCUUUGUGCCCAUCUACACUGGGCUGACACUGGUUAAGUACAAAGGGCAGAUUCUGCCCAACCAACCGUCCACUACAUCCACCAUCUGCCGGCCCAUUAACUGCUCCGCCAAUCACCAGCAGAUCCACACAGAUUCCGCGCACCAUAUUCCAUACCCGCCUUCUGGCCCACCAGUCAUCUGCAGCCCACACAUGCCCCACCCACCACAAGCCACGCCCAUCACGUGCCACACCCACCUCCUGCUCUACCAAUCAUCUGCCUGCUCACUGCCUGCCAUUCCCACCGUGUGCUUCGCCCACGCCUCCCACGCCUACUCCUCCAGACUUGGUGGGAAGUGGGCGCUUCGGCGCUCGGCGGGUCCCCAGGGUGAGAAGUUGGGGCCUGGAGCAGAUCCGGAGCCAGGCCGGCCGCCCCGCUUCGGCACCACGCACCUACCCCCAGGCGCGCACAACUCCCAGACCCCAGCAGGGGCGCGGGAGGCUUGA